Molecule: messenger RNA, 1587 nt
Organism: Thecamonas trahens ATCC 50062
Lineage: Eukaryota; Apusomonadida; Apusomonadidae
Exons: 1
Coding region: 1-1587 (528 amino acids)
Source: RefSeq, a predicted model, not a curated record
AUGUCGGGACGCGGACGGGUCGACUCGUCGGCGCUGGAGAAGCGGCUGGACGAGAUGGAGGCCUCCAUGGACGUCGAGUUUGAAAAGCUGCAGUCGCUUAUCUCGCGCCAGAAGCGGCGUGGGUCGUCGGUGGACCUGGCAACGAGCACGGGCUCGGCGGGCUCGUCGCCGGCACUGGGCCUGGCGACACCUACUAUCGACACAAACUUGUCCUCGCGGUCCAUUUCGGGACUUUCGCCGGGCGCCGCCGACGUCGCAGGCUCGCCUGGGCGGCGUGUGGGGCGGUCGCCACGGUCGGGCAAGUUUCCGUCGGCGGCGUCGCCGCGGGCGUCGCCACGGUCGGCACGGUUCCCGCCGCUCUCGCGGCCAGCUCACUCGGCAGGCGACUUGCUCAGCCGCGACGGGCCGGAGCAAGGCGGUGGAUCCGCCGAGUUUGUUGUGACGCCGGUCAAGGCGCAACGGCGGAACUCGUCAUCGGGCUCGCUCGAGUUUUCUGAUGACUCGGCCGACGGCGGCGAGUACGGGACCAUGGUUCGUGCCCGCGGUGGGAGCGCAGGCCAGGCAGCCGAGGACGAGGAGUCGAGCUCGAGCGUGGAGACCGGGACCAUGGUACCGAAUCGCGCGGCCGCCGGAGGCGACGAGGCUGCAACCGACGAGGAGGUCAAGUACUAUCACCAGCCCAAGCGGAAGAAGAAGCGAAAGGACGACCCUUCGCUGCCGCACCGGUACCGUGACGGGCGGCGCGGGUCAUCGGCGUCGAGCCUCCGACCCAGCUCGGGCACCUCGAAGCGGCGGACAAGCUCGCGGUCGGCAUCGCCGGCGGUGGCGGCGGCAGCAGCGGCGGCCGGCCUCAACGUAGUUGGCUAUCCGCGAUCGAGCUCGCCCGGUGGGAGCUCAGGCGGGGCCGGGUCAGACAGGGUCCGGCGUCACCGGCGGAGCUCGUCGCGGGCGCGGGCUAGCGAGGCGGGUGGCGGCGGGCGGACAGCGACGAACAGGCGGGCCGAGUCGACGGCAAACAAGCGGAACGGGGCGGACUCAUCAGGCGACGGCGACGAUGUGUCGACGCUGCGGCGGAAGCGGCGCCGGCGAAAGCGGCGGUACGAGGACCUGCGGGUGCUCUCGGUCGACCAGCUCUCGGCCCGGCUGGUGGUCCUGGAGGCGCGGCAGGCGGCGUCGAUCAACAAGUGCAAAGCCAACUACUCGGCGCUGCGGCUUGUCAUCUCACGAAUGAUCGAGAUCCAGUCUGCGCCGUCACGGAGCAAGCCGAAGAGCUCAAGCCGGAGCUCGACGUCGCGCGACCGGGCGUCGCGGUCGUCACGCCGGCGCAAGGCCCCGUCGUCGUCGGCCUCGUCGUCGCCAGACUACGGGACCUCGGUCCGCCGACGGACAACAGGCGCCUCUGCCUCAGGCUCGGACGUCUCAGGCUCCGGCUCGGGCUCGGGCUACGACUACGGCACGGCGGUGAUGCAAAAGCCAAAGGUCAAACCGUCGUCAGACGGCGGCAAGCGCGGAGGCAAAGCCAAGGCCAAGAGCACACAGCCCGAGACCGAGUUUGAUGCCUGGUUUGCCCAGCAGCAGAAAAGGUAG